UUCUGAUGUCUCUCCUGUACAGUUUUCGCCGACUUGUCCCCGUCUGUACACACAGCCAGCUGUCUCUCUCUACAUAAUCGCAUAUAUACAUACAUACGUCAAUUACAUAAUUUUCUCUUUGCCGGCGGCCUUGAAUCCCGCCGAGCGACGGUGAUCUCUGCCGAUCCUUCUCACUGUUGCAUUUUAUGAGCUAUUAGCUGUUGAGGAUAGAUGUCAGUUGCAAAAUUCGGCACUCUUGGUACUCCAGAUGCAACAAGAUCAGAUGAGGGGAAUAAUUCACUUGACACUUUCAUUAGACAAGCUAUAGGGAAGGAGCCUCUCCUUUCUUUCUCGAGAACAGGUGACAGCCCAGUACAGUUGAUUCAGUUACUUCAUGCCUUAGAUCAGCCAGAUCUUCCAGGCUGGCCUUUGUUGACACCUUUGAAAGUUCAGAUGCAAAAGUGUGUGAAAUGUUUCCGGGAAUUUUGUUCACCUGUAAACUAUCGUAGACAUAUGCGCUUGCAUCGCCGAUCUUUAAAUUUUGAUAAGGAGUCACGCAAGUAUAGAGGUUUAUUGGGUGCAUUUUGGGACAAGCUUACAUUGGAGGAGGUUAAGAAAGUUGCAUCAUUGAAUGAUGUCUCACUAAAGGAAAUUCCUGGGACUUCACUUGUCAAUGGACUGUCAUUGUCUAUCUGCAAAGCAAUGGUUUGGACUCUUCCAUCAGUUUAUGUGAAAGCAGGCUCUGCAUUAUUGGAAAUCAUCCAAGCUAAACCCUGCAGGCUUCCACUCUCAUCCCUUGAACUAUUUAGCAUCCUUGAUGAUGCUAGUGAGAGAACAUUUUUAUGUGCUGGCACAGCAGAAGCAGUGCAAAAAUAUGUUUUUGAUGGUGAAGUUGCAAAAGUUGGCCUUGAUCUGAAGAAUUUAAUUGCAUGCACUUGCUUCCUUUUUGAGCAGAAACUGGUGAAAGCAUGGCUUGUUGACAAAGAUGCAGAGGCAUUGAGAUGCCAGAAGUUGCUUGUGGAGGAGGAAGAAGCUGCUCAGAGAAGGAAAGCUGAGCUAUUAGAAAUCAAAAGACAAAAAAAGUUGCGACAGAAGGAACAGAAGGCAAGGGAUCAAACAAAUGAGGAAAAAGUGGAUAUCAUUGUGAUGGCUGAUUCUUUAGAUGAUUCAUUGAUGGCAGGAGUAUCCAGUCCUCCAGCAUCAUCUGAUUCAAACUCUAGCAGCAAUCUUGAUGUUUCAGUGGAUGACUCCUGCCUAGAAAUGGUCCACUUAAAUAAAGAUCAGGCUUUUGAAGCACAAAAGUUUUUCAAUGAAAAUUUUGAAAUGGCUGUUCAUAAUGUUGAACCCCAGCUGGUGCUGGCAAAUAGUCAAGAGCAACUUGCUAAUAGCCAAUGGCAGGUACAAAAACCUCAGAGGCCUGGACGGAAUGGUUUUUAUGGUAGUCAGAAUCAUCAAGAUUUGAAAGUUGAGCCUGUGCAGAAACAUGGACCUCCUAGUGUUAGGGGGGCUGUUGUUAUUGAUGGCAAGAUAUGGACAAGGAAAGUUAGACCAGAAAAUAAUGAGAGCUUGAGGCAGGUGUCACAGAAAAAGGCAAUAAGCCCAAACCAAAGCGGUUGUGAAGUAAUGAUUGGAUCUAUAUCUGUGCCUGUGAAAAAUUGCACUCAACACCAACACGGCAAUAACCUAGAGGAAGCACAAGAUGACUCUGGCGACAAACAGGAUUCAGAGCCUAAGAAACAUAAUAUUCCUGAAAAUCAAAAUAAAAAUGUUCAUUCUAAGUACACAACAAACAGACCAUCAAACAAGCAUUGGAGGCCUGUGAGCAGGCAUGACAGGGGCAGACAAGAUCAAGAAGACGGGGUUUUAGUGAAAGUUGAUGAUCGAACUUUAUCCAGUGAAAUUUUUCAGCAAUCACAUUACAUGGUCAAUGGCAAUAACAAGAACCAUUCAUGUCUACCACCAGAAGGAAACACUCAUUCAGAAGGCUUACCAUUAUGCAGUAGUGUUGCAAAAGCUUUUCUUGCUCAGAGAUGGAAGGAGGCUAUCUCAGCUGAUCACGUGAAAUUAGUCCUUUGCCCUGCUCCUGCAACUGCUCCUGAAGCUCAAUGUGACACUCUGGAAGCAACCAGUCCCAGCGUAAGAUUUUCAGGAACAUAAUAUUCUUUCUACCAAUAAUGGACUUGUGAAUUAAUUCUCUUGUGGAAAUCCUACCAUGAAGAUUAGAAAGAGGCGAUCAACAGAAGUACAUUUCUAAGAAAAGAAAAAAAAAAAAAAAACCAUUUAGGUAAACCAAGAAACUUUUUGUGGGCUAGACUUGCAGUCCAAUUCUCUAAAUCAGUUUGAACAGCAGAGGUUCCGUUUUACUAGUGAUCUUCUGUCAGGAAAUGAAGCUUUUAGUUUUCGGAGUCUGUUCUUUAAUUGGUCUUCUGUCAGGGGGGAGAAAUAGUUUACUUGUCAACUCUCUUUUGUUUUCAUUUUCUUUUUGGCAGUUCUUUUGCCAAUCCUGAUAUUACUGUGAUAAAUUGUUGCGUCGUUUUAUUUUUAUUUUAUUCCUUUUUCA
Ipomoea nil (Japanese morning glory) is the source of this 2539-nucleotide messenger RNA. RefSeq lists its product as uncharacterized. The coding region runs from base 211 to 2136 and encodes 641 amino acids. The record is from RefSeq and is a predicted model, not a curated record. The transcript is spliced from 10 exons. NCBI's taxonomy places the organism in Eukaryota, Viridiplantae, Streptophyta, Magnoliopsida, Solanales, Convolvulaceae.